ACGCGAGGAGGAAGAGGAGUCAGUACAGCACACGCAACUGUUGCGCUCGACGGACAGACGUUACACUGAUCGGACAGCAACUUCCACGGACUCUUCUGCUAUGGCUGAUAUCAUACAAACCAGCGAGCAGUCCACAUCUGACGUUGCGAACCGAUUCGCUCGUCAAGGUGCUUUGAGACAGAAAAACGUCCACGAAGUGAAAAACCACAAAUUUAUUGCGAGGUUUUUCAAGCAGCCGACUUUCUGCAGUCAUUGCACGGACUUCAUAUGGGGCUUUGGGAAGCAAGGAUUUCAGUGCCAAGUGUGCUGUUUUGUGGUCCAUAAACGCUGCCAUGAAUUUGUCACGUUCUCAUGCCCUGGAGCUGAUAAAGGGCCAGACACAGACGACCCCAGGAGCAAGCACAAAUUUAAGAUUCACACGUAUGGCAGUCCCACAUUUUGUGACCACUGUGGAUCUCUUCUGUAUGGACUCAUUCACCAAGGGAUGAAAUGUGACACCUGUGAUAUGAAUGUCCAUAAGCAGUGUGUAAUGAAUGUGCCAAGCCUUUGUGGGACAGACCACACUGAGAGACGGGGACGUCUUUACCUGAAGAUUGAAGUGAUAGGAGAGAAAAUGCAUGUCACGGUUGGUGAAGGCAGGAACAUGAUUCCAAUGGACCCAAACGGAUUGUCUGAUCCAUAUGUGAAGCUCAAGUUGAUUCCAGACCCUAAAAAUGAGACUAAACAGAAAACAAAAACCAUCCGUUCCUCCCUGAAUCCGGUCUGGAAUGAGUCCUUUACAUUUAAGCUGAAGGCAGCAGAUAAGGACCGGCGGCUGGCUGUGGAGGUGUGGGACUGGGACAGAACCACCCGCAAUGACUUUAUGGGCUCAAUGUCUUUUGGUGUGUCUGAGCUCAUAAAGUCCCCAGUGUGUGGAUGGUAUAAAAUGUUAAAUCAGGAAGAGGGGGAAUACUACAAUGUGCCCAUUCCAGAUAAAGAUGAUGGGGAUACUGAGCUGCGACAGAAGUUUGAGAAAGCCAAACUAGGCCCACCCAAAAAAGCCAUUAGCCCUAUGGAUGACAGUGGGUCCAGUUUACCCUCCAGCAGCGUGGACCGAGUCAGGCUCACAGACUUUAAUUUCUUGGCAGUAUUGGGAAAAGGCAGUUUUGGAAAGGUGAUGCUGGCUGAGAUGAAGUCCUCAGAUGUACUGUACGCCAUAAAGAUCCUGAAGAAGGAUGUGGUCAUCCAGGAUGAUGAUGUGGAAUGCACAAUGGUGGAGAAGCGAGUUCUGGCUCAGCAGGACAAACCUCCGUUCCUUACGCAGCUCCACUCCUGCUUUCAGACUGUGGAUCGUCUGUAUUUUGUGAUGGAGUAUGUUAAUGGUGGUGAUCUUAUGUACCACAUCCAACAAGUGGGCAAAUUUAAGGAACCACAGGCAGUGUUCUAUGCUGCAGAGAUUGCUGUUGGACUUUUCUUCCUGCACAAAAAAGGAAUCAUAUACAGGGAUCUGAAAUUAGAUAAUGUCAUGCUGGAUGCAGAGGGUCACAUUAAAAUUGCAGACUUUGGCAUGUGUAAGGAGAACAUUGUGGAAGGCGUGACCACCCGUACAUUCUGUGGAACGCCAGACUACAUUGCUCCGGAGAUAAUAGCAUAUCAGCCAUAUGGCCGUUCUGUGGACUGGUGGGCUUAUGGUGUCCUGCUGUACGAGAUGCUGGCGGGACAGCCUCCAUUUGAUGGUGAAGAUGAAGAUGAACUUUUCCAGUCCAUUAUGGAGCACAAUGUGUCCUAUCCUAAAGCCAUGUCCAAAGAGGCGGUCUCCAUCUGUAAAGGGAUGAUGACAAAACACCCUUCAAAGCGUCUGGGGUGUGGCCAAGAAGGGGAGAGGGAUAUUCGAGAACACGCUUUCUUCCGUCGCAUUGACUGGGAACGCCUGGAGAACAGAGAAAUACAGCCUCCAUUCAAACCUAAAGUGUGUGGAAAGGGGGCAGAGAACUUUGAUAAGUUCUUCACACGCACACAGCCACAGCUGACCCCUCCAGACGAACUGGUCAUCGCCAACAUCGACCAGGCCGAAUUUGAUGGCUUCUCCUUCGUUAACCCUCAAUUCACCCAUCCUGUCAUCAUCAACAGUGAAUAAAGAAGGGAAAAUAGGGCACAAAUGUGAAUGUUCUUCCAGAACCCCAAACCUCUAUUCUUACCUUAACUCUUUUUCUAACAAACUUUAAACCAAAACCACUGUUAUUUGAAAUGAUGUCCUGUCAUUUUAUUUCACAAUCUUGCAAUUCUUCUUCCAUUUGUUUCAAUGCAGGCCAGUCAAAAGAGUUUACCUUAAUUAGGGAUGUUCGAUACCGCGCUCAUGUACUCAUACGCGUACUCGUAAAAAUGCUCCGAUACCAAAAACCGAUACCAUCUGAUGUACGAGUAUCAUUAAAUAAACAUUCAGUCCACAGAUUAAAAUCCCGUCAUGUCCUAGUGAGAUUAUUUAACAGCAAAAGCUGUGAUUUAAUGAGAAAUAUAUAGUUUACAUGUAAUUCAGAUGUGAGUGUUGUGAAUGUGUGGAGCCGGUGUUGUGCAGACGCCGGCUGUUAAAGCUCCUCCAAGACUCAUAAACGGAAAACACCGUCAUGAACAUCACGUGUUCUGUUUGUAGCAGAUCACAGCGAGCAGAGAGCUAAUUCACUCUUUAGUGUGAGGCACAUACAGACUACAUAUUUAAUUAAACAGCAGACUUUUGCGGUUUAAUAAUCACUCCGAGUCAUGUAGCGACCGACUUUUCCAGAGUGGGAAUCUGCCGUCAUAACGUCAGAGCUCGUUGGUCAUAACACAGAAACACUUCAAAAUAAAAUCACUACUCUAUAGUUAUGUAAUAUUCACUGUAUCACUACAAAUAAUAAUAAUAAUAAUAAUAAUAAUAAUAAUAAUACAGUUGUAAUUAUACUUAAGCAGUAUAUAACAUCUGUGAUGCUCUGUAAUGCAGCACUUUAUAUCACAAAAUAUAACUCCAGUGUUGGAUUCUGUAUAUAAGCACUUCAUUUGAUACAAAAUAAUACAAUAGUAUAUUUAAAAUUAGUUGUUAUAUUUUCAUUUGACAAGUUUUAAUGAAUUCAUUUAUUUAAACACCAUUUUGAUGAUAAAAUUGAAAUAAACUGUUGAUAUGGAAUUCAGAAAAAAAACAAAAAACAAAAAAAAGGGUAUCGGACUCGGUAUCUGCGAGUACCAAAAAUGAAGUAUCGGUACUCGGUCUCAAAAAAAAUGGUAUCGGGACAUCCCUAACCUUAAUGAUUGAAAAUAGAGAGAAGUUUUUUAAUCUGAGUAAUACUCAAAUUGUGUUUAGGAAAGGCUGUUUACAUCACAAACUGGCGAUUUAAUGUGUUUAUCCACUGACUCUGAAUGGGAAUGUUGACUGUAUGAAGUCAUCUGAACUUAAGCCACUAAUUAACUGCAAAUAUAUAUUUCUUAAUUCAUAUUUUGUCUUGUUUUGCAGUAAAAAUGUAAGCAAAAUGGCAUAAGAUAUUAAGUCUUGUUUUCAGAGAAAUUUGACAAAAUUUAGUAAAGUUCAUGCUCAAAAGAAAAAAGACUGCCAAUGGGGUAAAAAAAAAUAAACUUUUGAAUUCAGAUUAUUUUUCUUACAGCAUUGGCCUUUUUUUCUUCUUGUUUUAAGCAUAAACUGCACUAAAUUCAAUUCAAUUUCUUUGAAACAAGACAAAAUAACUAAUGCCAUUUUGCUUGUCAAGUAAAUGUAUGUUGUUUUAAGAAUGUUUUUUUUUUUUUUUACUGAAGAACAAGACAAAAACAGUAAUUAAAUGAUUUUUUGCAUUAUUGCUGACAGCAUGAUCUCUCGACAUCUGCCAUAAAGUCUCACAACAGAUGCAGAGUUGUGUGCUUCCAGUGAACUUUGUGUAAUCAAAGGCAUUCUUCCCAUUUGGGAUGUCUGAAGGUAAUUGCCAAAGACAGUAGGGUGAAGUCCUUCCUAAGUCCUAUACCAAUUUAUGUGUCAAUGUUUUAUAAUGAAAUACUCUUAUGUAAAGGAUGUUUAUUUACAGAGGUUCUCCUGGUGUCAGUUUCAGUGCUCACUUGUUUGAGUCUCCAGUGUUAAUAUUUCCUUGGAAGUGUCUUUAAAAUGUUUUAAAUAAAAUACUGUACAUCUAUUAGUCUAAUGUUUGCACAGAUUUCAGGUAUGACAUGACAACUUGGCACACCAGUUUUAACAACAUGUUUGCAAUUCCCAUAGUUUGUGCUAUGAAAAAAAGUGUGCCAAGAAUUCCCACAAUCCACAAAUUACAGACAGAUACAAUUUAAUAUUUUAGACAUGUUUCUUCUUUUUUAACAAUGGUUCCAUAAAUAAAUCGUUUGCCCUGAGUUAGAUAUGUUAUUUAUUAGUGCAUAUUAAAUAUUUCAAAGUAAAACCAGUAUAAAAUCAAACUAGUUUCUAAAGCUCUGAAGGAUUGAAAAAGAGACCGUGUCAAUGCACUGAGCAAAUUUUACACACAAGAAAUGACAAAGAAAGCUAUUUCUCUUCUAAUCUUUUAAUGCACCAUGUGUUUAUGUUAAACCAUAACCAUCCUGACACAUUGGAAAACUGCUUUUGUGUCUUUGUAUUGUUUAAAUAAUGAAAGAUAUGAAAUGAAGUGUUUAAACUUGUCAAGCUCUGAUUAUGUUGUUCUCGAACUCUCAUCAGUGUAUAAGAGUCAUUUCUUUAAUCAUGUUAUCUGAUGUACCUACAGAAUGAACUUCACAUCAUGUUUACUUUUAACAUAACUGAUCGUAUAAAGUCAUUAUGCCAUUUUUCUCCCAUUGAUUACUGUAAUGGACUGCUUUAAAAUCUUUGGUAACACUUAAUAUACAGGCUAUAAAAAAAGACAGUAUAUAGAACAUUGACAUUUAAAGAUGUGCAUUUUAUUACAUUAUAAACUUUAUAUGUACAUGUUUGAUUACUAAAUUGGGGGAAAGUUCAGAAAGUGUUUGUGUCAGUCAAUGUAAAACUUAAAGGUGCAGCCAGUAACUUUAAAUUGUGUCAUCGUGGACUUACACUGACAGCGGCUUGGAUGCAGCAUCAUUCAAAAUCCAUCGUUUUCAGUCUCAGAUGCCAUUGUAGAAAUUCACUAUUCACAGUCAGCCAUGAUUACUUUAAUCAAUGAGUGAAAGUCUGCAAUAACAGGACAAUUACUGAGAUUAAGCGAGUAGUAUUCAGCUGGUCAUGUGAUUCUAACACGUGUGGACCCUCUCCGUGUAGAAUAAGCUUUUAUAAGGUUACUGAUGUGACUGGAGUCUUCCUCUUAAUGCGAGCGCUCAUGAACUCCUACAUAUAUUGCAAAAUGACAAUUCAUGUCUUUAGGAGUUAAACUUUAUUAAUGAGGGAAAAAUUACUGAGUGCACCUUUAAAACUUGAGUACAAAUUUCUGCCAAUACAGUACUUUUUUAAACCUUCAUAGUCCAUGUUAAUGAUUAAUGUUCCUUUUAAAUCUGUAAUCAUCGUUACACAGUCAGCUAGUAUAAUGCUAUUGGUCAGGUUGACAUUUGUGUAAUUCUUAUCAGUGCUGUAAACAUUGUGACAUGGACAUUAUCUAGUACUUCAUAAUUUACAAAUGUUCUUUCAUCAUUAGAUCGUCCAGCUUUACUUUCACAACACCUGUACUUCAGGCUGUUACGUGUGACCUGAUUGGAUGCCAUGAUUGUAAAUUGUGAGCUGAUUGGCCUCUGGAGCCCUACUGUGGUCUUAUAUCUGGAUUUUGCUUGCAUGUCUUGGUAGAAAAACGGUCCUCAUGAAAAGAAUUACGUAAUGGAUGCUUUGUUAUUCAUGGAACAUAAGAUUGAGAUUGUUACUGCAUGUAGGAUGAACAUGGCAAAAAUAUAAGAUAUUUUUCUCUCCUCACAUAUUUAGUAGUGUAACCCUGAUUUAAUUUUAAUGUCUUUAAGUUGUAGCUUGUGAUUGAUGUUGAAUGUCCUUUUUUUCUGACCUUUGAAAUCCUUGUCUGAGUUCCAGGAUUAGAUGCUAAUUAAAGUUCAAAAAGUGCA
Myxocyprinus asiaticus (Chinese sucker) is the source of this 5994-nucleotide messenger RNA. It is a transcript of the gene prkcaa, whose product is annotated as protein kinase C, alpha, a. The record is from RefSeq and is a predicted model, not a curated record. Gene Ontology annotation, molecular function: zinc ion binding; ATP binding; diacylglycerol-dependent serine/threonine kinase activity. The transcript has 17 exons. Gene Ontology annotation, biological process: protein phosphorylation. The coding region runs from base 101 to 2116 and encodes 671 amino acids. NCBI's taxonomy places the organism in Eukaryota, Metazoa, Chordata, Actinopteri, Cypriniformes, Catostomidae.